Messenger RNA from Lotus japonicus, 1444 nucleotides. RefSeq names its product pyruvate, phosphate dikinase regulatory protein 1, chloroplastic-like. NCBI's taxonomy places the organism in Eukaryota, Viridiplantae, Streptophyta, Magnoliopsida, Fabales, Fabaceae. The record is from RefSeq and is a predicted model, not a curated record. Gene Ontology annotation, molecular function: transferase activity, transferring phosphorus-containing groups; ATP binding. The transcript is spliced from 3 exons. Bases 98 to 1252 code for a protein of 384 amino acids.
UUCCUCUUUUGUAACAAAAAAAACUGAACCCAGUAAUCGUUUUUCUUAUUUUCCCCAAUCUUUUGUGUUCCCUCCCUAUGUAGUAGGCAUUAAUACCAUGCCAAUUUUACGGUUAUGUCCUUACAUCCACCACAUUCCUCCAAUCAGAGCGUGCGCCGACGGCGGCGGCCACGAAACGGGCUCAAAGCCAGUUUCAUGGAGACCCAAGGUGAGCCCUCAGCUGAACCGCUGGUCCAGGGCUCGAACCAUACGCUCCGGUCGCAAAUUGGACCGGUCUAGUUCCCGAACCCAGACACUGGAACCCAACCACCAUCCUCCUCCACCUUCUCUCCCGGUCGACCCAGAUGGCGCCGUCGGCGUAGACGGCGGGGAUUUCAGCUCUGCCAAGUCCAUCUAUAUCGUCUCCGACGGAACCGGCUGGACCGCCGAACACUGCGUUAACGCCGCUUUGGGCCAGUUUGAUUAUUGCUUGGUCGACCGUGGCUGCCCCGUCAGUACCCAUUUGUUUUCUGAGAUUGAUAAUAGAGAAAAGUUGUUGGAGAUCAUAAAGCAAGCAGCAAAGGAAGGUGCUUUGUUAGUGUAUACUUUAGCUGACCCUUCACUGGCUUCGGCUUCUGAGCAAGCGUGCAAGUUAUGGGGUGUGCCUUCUACUGAUGUGUUGGGACCCGUUACUGAGGCCGUUUCUACUCAUUUGGGUGUCUCUCCCUCUGGCCUUCCUCGUGGGGCCACUGGGAUGCCCCUCUCAGAUGAUUACUUUCGCAGGAUUGAAGCUAUUGAAUUCACCAUCAAGCAAGAUGAUGGGGCAUGUCCCCAGAAUCUGGCCAGGGCUGAAAUUGUUCUCACUGGGGUUUCGCGAACUGGGAAGACACCCUUGUCGAUUUAUCUGGCUCAGAAGGGUUACAAAGUGGCCAAUGUACCCAUUGUGAUGGGUGUGCAAAUGCCAAGGACUCUCUUUGAGGUGGAUCCCAAGAAGGUUUUUGGCUUGACCAUUAACCCUCUUAUCUUGCAGGACAUUAGAAGGACAAGGGCUAAAACUUUGGGGUUUGGUCACGACACAAGGAGUAAUUACGCAGAGAUGGAUCAUAUUAGAGAAGAACUUGAAUUUGCAGGAGGUCUCUUUGCUCAGAACCCUGCCUGGCCAGUCAUUGAUGUGACUGCAAAAGCGGUAGAGGAAACUGCAGCAGUUGUAUUGAGGCUGUACCAUGACCGGAAGCAUAAGUGCACAAUGCCUAGGAUCUCAAAACGCUAUUAGAGGUGAAGACUUUUUCCCUUGUUGAACUACAAAUUGUAAAGCACCAUAAUUGUAAAUCAUAAUCAUAAGCAUACAGCUUACUUUCGUGCACCAUUAUAUAUUUUAGCUAACAUGGUGAAAAGUUGCUGUCAAUUUCAAAACUUGUAUUAUAAGUAAUUUGAUUCUAAGAAAGGGGAAAGCAAGUUAAACUAA